AUGCCUUAUGUUCACAGGAUCUGGAGGAUCUAUAAAGCAAGAGACCCCAGGUGGGGCCGCUCCCAGUGGAAAGAACCUGUACUCCAACUCCAGGACUUUCUGGCGCCGCUUCUGCUGCUGUUCUGCGUUGCUACUCCUCCUCUUCGAUUCCCUUCACCUCUUCACCGUCACCAUUGCCUUCCACCACUCAGUGUCUUACCCUUGCCCACAAUGUUACUCUGGCACAACCAACCAGAACAUCUGUGGCCCAGCCCAGGGGAACUCUACCCCUGUCCCACUAGCAAUCUGCUCAGCAGGGAGCCCCUGGCACUGCCGUACCUGAAGCAGGAGGACCCUGCCAGCAUUUCUACCUCAGACAUGCACUGCCCAGUCUUCCAAUAUGUCCUCUGUGCUGUCACCUCUCCCGCUGUCAAGCAACAUGAGGAAACACUCACCUACCUGAACCAGGGUCAAUCCUAUGAAGUCCGGAUGCUCUGUAACCCCAAACUAGGGGACGCUUCCCAGUGGCCUCGACUGCUGAAAAGUGUGGUACGUGUGGUCUUCCACGACCGACGCCUGCAAUACACGGAACAACAACAGCUGGAAGGCUGGCGGUGGAGCCGUCCAGGGGACAGGAUACUGGAUAUUGGUGAGGGGAGGAAGGGGGAAAGCCCUCCUCAUGGGACUUCCCUGCAUCCGUGGGGACCUGGGGAGGGGGCUUUGGGAGUCUGGGAUGUGCCCCUAUCAGUGGGGGUGAUAGAGCCCCAGGUACUGCCCUCACUCCUCAACACAGUGGAGUUUCUCUGGGAUCCUGCAAAAAGGACAUCUCUCUUCUUGCAGGUUAAUUGUAUCAGUACAGAGUUCACCCCUCGAAAAAAUGGUGGGGAGAAGGGUGUCCCCUUCCGCAUCCAGAUUGACACCUUCAAACCAGCUGACAAGGGGAUACCUGUAGAGCACCUGCACUCAGCCAGCUGCCUCAUAAAAGUCUUCAAGCCUAAAGGGGCUGACCGGAAGCAGAAAACAGACAGAGAGAAGAUUGAGAAGCAGUCACCACAGGAGAGAGAAAAGUACCAGCCAGCCUAUGAGACCACUGUCUUCACAGAGUGUUCACCAUGGCCUGAAACCUCUACUGGUCUUCAUGCCUCUCCCAGCCCUUCUGGCCUGACUUCUCCCCAUUCUUUCAAGUUCCUGACCCCUGAGAGGAUCUGUUCUUCCCCACCCUUCUCCCUGGACAGCUCAGUGGACAGCCCGGGUGAGGCUCUCAGCCCUGGGGCUUCCAUCUCAGAGACACAGCAGUGGUUACACCGUCAUCGAUUCUCUAGCUACUGCAGGAUGCUGGCCAACUUCACUGGUGCAGAUUUGCUAAAACUCUCCCGCCAGGACCUCAUCCAGAUUUGUGGAGCUGCCGAUGGAAUCCGUCUCUCCAAUACCCUGAAAGCCAGGCCGAUCCGUCCCAGACUUACCUUGUAUGUGUCUCCAGAGACCCUGAAGCCAGGAAGUGAGACCCCACGGAGUCCAGACUUGGGGUCUUACCAGCAGGUUUAUCUGGAGGAGCUCAGCACUGCUGAACUGACUGGAAAACUGGCUGAACUCUUGUCUCUCCCAGCCAAUCAAAUCCAUCAGCUAUUUCACAAAGGCCCAACUGGUAUCCAUGUACUCAUCAGCGACCUGGUGGUCCAAAAUCUGGUGGAUGAAUCCUAUUUUGUGGCUGUGGCAAAGAAAGUGCAGAAUCCAGAUGGCUACCAUUUGUUUCUGAGUUAG
Vombatus ursinus (common wombat) is the source of this 1740-nucleotide messenger RNA. RefSeq names its product transcription factor CP2-like protein 1. The record is from RefSeq and is a predicted model, not a curated record. Gene Ontology annotation, cellular component: nucleus. Gene Ontology annotation, biological process: regulation of transcription by RNA polymerase II. Lineage: Eukaryota; Metazoa; Chordata; Mammalia; Diprotodontia; Vombatidae. Gene Ontology annotation, molecular function: DNA-binding transcription activator activity, RNA polymerase II-specific; RNA polymerase II cis-regulatory region sequence-specific DNA binding.